UUCCCUAACGAGCUGAUAGUUCUUGACCGCUAUGGGCUGUCGAAAAACCGAAGUAUGUCGGUGCAAUCAAGGUAUGGCACUGUCAUACCCAGCGUGAUGGUACUUCUUCUUUUCUUCUUUCUUUUCUUUUUCUUUCUUUUCUUCUUUUUUCUUCACAAUCUCGACCGCAACCUCUCGCCCACUCAAGCCUGUAAUUGCAACUACGAGAAAAUUUUUCACCUGUCCCCAACCGCCUCUGGGACGAGUAUGAGUUCACAGCGGGACGAGAUCCUCACCUCUGCACAAUGCGGGGAGUGUUGUCUGUGGUACAGCGCUGCCCGGCCCACUCAAGCACUGAAUAUGAGACCAAACAGUCGCACUUCCCAAUUCUUGGGAACGUAUCCUGACAGGCAAAUUACCAGACGUCAAGUGGAAGCCAAAUACUUCGAACAGCAGUUAUUGUGGCCACCCGUCGCCACUCAUUUGGAGCCUACAGCUGAAGUAGAACCCUGGACGGUGAAACUGGACCGCCCUACAGCCCCAGAUGUUUAUGAAAGCAUACCUACUUUCAAGCACCACCGAGCAUCUGGUCCGAAUGACCUCUCAUCCACAUUGUUCAAAGAUGUGGGUAAAGUCCUCAGUCUGCGUUUGUGUGAUCUUUGCCUGCAUUUGGGAAUAGACGACCGUCCCAGACUAUUGGGGGGAGUCGGUAACGAAACGCUUAUCGAUCUGGAAUUCGCAGACGACAUCAUUCUCAUCUUCGAAGAGAAGAAGUCGCCGGUGUUUUCAGAUGAACUGACUAAAGUCAUCCUGCCUUUUGGUAUGCACCCAGAAAGACGGGCAUUUCCACCUCAAGGGACCUAUUCUACGGUUAAGGACACUGAUACUUUGAACGCAGUUGGCGCCGAAUCGGAGCAAUGUGUCAAUGGCAACUGGGAGCUACCUCUGGAAGAAUGUUGGUUGUACAAAAUAUCGAAGAGUAAAUCAUCAGGUCCACCGAUUAUCCCUGUUUCCAAGUGGUUACGUGAUGUUUUUGAUCAACCCGAUUCUCCCUUCAGCCAAUCCAGACGAAACCUACUAACCAGACUCGAAGUAAUUCUGGCUGCCGGAGGUCCCACUGCUGCUUAUCGCUUUGGCGGAAGCGUUCCUUCUCUGAACCUCAACUACUCACAACCAACCAGCGCUUUUGAUCAGCAAAGUGCCAUCAAUGGUAGCUCGGGGAUUCAUACAGGAUAUAAUGCUUUUCAUCAGCACGUGGGUGGGAUUCCCUCUACCGGCUCUUCUGAAAGUUUGUCAACGGGGGCACAUGGCCAAAUUGAAUAUGCACCCGUGUUGGCUGGUACACAUGCGAAUGCACUCACUUUCAAUCGUAUUCGACGCCCUAAAUACAGCUUACCUCCACAACGCAGUGGAUCACAGCGACUGGUGGCCACUCCUUCUAGUUCAACAUCCCACCUAUCACAGUCACUGGGUGGCGGGCAGAUCAAUCGUGUUUGGUCCGGUUCGACAGGGAAAAUUGGUUCUUGUGAUGCUCUGGAAACAAUAAAAACAGAUGUGCAAGAAAUCGCUCGCAUACAGGAGGACAAUUUAAAGGCAGAGGUUGCAGCAUUAGCUGCUGCGGCUGCUGGUCGUCAUGGUAGCCAACAUUCCCUUGGGUCCUAUGGUCGUCGUAGCAUAGACGGCAGCCUAACCCAGUUAACCAGUGCACCUGGCAGCCCUAGUGCAAGCACGACACAGCUAACUACCGUAAUUCAAAUGAAAAAGGACUCCAGCUUUGACGAGAUGACUGCAGUUAAUCAUACUCCACCAGGCGCUUACCAGACAGCCGGGAGCUCCGGCAUAUUUCUUCCAAACGGGUCGGCUUCUACUCUUCAAAGUCAAGUGAACGGCCCUGGUCCUUCACAGGCUUUUAACCCUCAAAAUUCGCUGGACUUUAGUGACAAUCAUCCAUACGGUCCGCCCCCCUCUCGGUUUGCUUCUCAUCCCAAUGGGGUAAGAACCCCCUAUUCUAUCCUGCCACAAAGACCCUCACUGCCACCUCCUUACGAAGCGUCAGCGGUAGGCGGCUCUUUGACUGCCCCCACAGUCCACUCUCAAUCUGGCAUUCCUAACACUAUGCCGGCCGAGCCAAGGACUCAUUUUGGUUUCCGCCCCUCUCGUAAAGUUUCCACGCCGUCUUUUCCCAACAGACCACCACUACCAGCGGAACUUAGACGGGUUUCUGCCACUAAUUUGAACCCGACCAACGCUUGUGUGGGCCUAUUAUUGUUGUUUUCAGAUGUCACUUGCUCUUUUUCAGCUGAUUCAAUGUCAGACAUCGACGUCCAGCAGUUCAUUGAUACUUGCCGUUCACUUUUUGGACCGGCUUUAGAAGGAUCCACACCGCAAGAGCCAGUCAAUUAUAUUCGGGAUCAACUAGAUGUGGAUCGCAUCAGGGAAGAUUUGGCACGACUAAAACGCGAAGUUGGAGUGCUUGAGGCCAAUUGCGAACACGCACGCCAGGCGCUAAUAGAUGCUGGGAUCCCGCUUCCA
Molecule: messenger RNA, 2511 nt
Organism: Opisthorchis viverrini
Lineage: Eukaryota; Metazoa; Platyhelminthes; Trematoda; Opisthorchiida; Opisthorchiidae
Exons: 5
Source: RefSeq, a predicted model, not a curated record